AUGAAAAUCCUAGCAUGGAACUGCCGGGGGUUGGCUAGCCACCGGGCAGUUCGAGUGCUUCUGGAGGUCCAGAGGCGGGAGAAUCUAGAUGUUCUUUUUCUGUCUAAGACACAUCUGAGUAAAGCAAAGGCAGAAAACCUAAAGCGUAAAGUGGGUUGUGAGAAGUUUGCCAUCCAUGAGAGUGAUGGUCGUAGUGGAGGUUUGUUGAUGCUCUGGAAGAAGGAGGUGGUGGUAAGACCGGUAAAUAUAUCCCAGUACUAUAUUGAUGUAGUAAUGGGUGAAGGGGAGGAGUGGCAUCUAACUGGGAUUUAUGGAGACCCCUACCAUAAAGAACAGACUUGGGAGGCGCUGAGAGAGCUUAAAGAUAGCAUGAGCACGUUGCCAUGGCUGACGAUGGGUGAUCUCAAUGAAAUUUGGUAUCACCAUGAAAAGGAAGGAGGCAGAGCAAGAUCACAAAGGCAAUUACAAGACUUUCAAGAUGCUCUUGAUGACUGUGGGCUAUCUGAUAUGGGGUAUUCAGGAGAUAUCUUCACCUGGCAUCGGGGGAGGAUUAGGGAGCGGCUUGAUCGUGGUGUAAUAAAUGACCAAUGGAGAGAUAUGUUCCCCAAUGCUAAAAUAGUGAAUGGAGAGUACCUCAAGUCUGAUCACCGGCCUUUAAGUGUGAGGACUGAGGCUUUGCAGGGGCAGUAUCAGGUCAAUUGCGUUACAAAACGUUUCGAAGCCAAAUGGUUGAAGGAAGAGACAGUGCAGGAGGUGGUGCAGACGGCCUAG
This is a messenger RNA of Sorghum bicolor (sorghum), 771 nucleotides long. RefSeq lists its product as uncharacterized. The record is from RefSeq and is a predicted model, not a curated record. Lineage: Eukaryota; Viridiplantae; Streptophyta; Magnoliopsida; Poales; Poaceae. The coding region runs from base 1 to 771 and encodes 256 amino acids. Gene Ontology annotation, molecular function: catalytic activity. The transcript has a single exon.